AACGUAUCUCUGUCAUUUCUGAGCGCACUGAGCUGCCGGAGUCGACCGGAGAACCAGACUCCAUUUAAAAAAUGUGUCAUUUCAUUCCCGACAUUUAACAAUAAAUAAGUAAAAACAUACUCGUCAUAUAAAAUGUGGACAUGGUCUCGCUGAUUUAAAGGAGCUGCUCUUUAAUUCGGUACACGCCUGAAACAUCCCGAGAUGACCAUCCAUAACUUGUACAUAUUUGACCGCAAUGGAAACUGUUUGUAUUAUAACGAGUGGAACCGCAAGAAGCAGGCGGGGAUCUCCAAGGACGAGGAGUUUAAACUGAUGUAUGGGAUGCUGUUCUCCAUCCGCUCGUUCGUCAGCAAGAUGUCUCCUCUGGACAUGAAGGACGGUUUCCUGUCGUUUCAGACCAGUAAGUAUCGCCUCCAUUACUACGAGACUCCCAGUGGACUGAAGUUCGUCGUGAACACCGACCUGUCUGUAACCAACGCCAGAGACACACUGCAGCACAUAUACAGCAACUUGUAUGUAGAGUACAUAGUGAAGAACCCGGUGUGUGUGCUGGGUCACAGUCUGGACAGUGAGCUGUUCAGCAGCCGACUGGACGCCUUCAUCAGAGCGCUGCCGUACUACAGCCCGCGGGCCGCCUGACACGCACAGACACACACACAGUACACACAGACCUGUACUCACACACCAACAGUCUUAUUGUAUUUAUUGUGAAUUUGAAUUUGAUGUGGCUUUGUUCUGUAGCUUCACCUUCAUCAUUAAACUGAUGUAAAAAUCUGA
Messenger RNA from Monopterus albus (swamp eel), 777 nucleotides. RefSeq names its product trafficking protein particle complex subunit 1 (gene trappc1). The transcript has 5 exons. Bases 202 to 639 code for a protein of 145 amino acids. Gene Ontology annotation, cellular component: TRAPP complex. Gene Ontology annotation, biological process: endoplasmic reticulum to Golgi vesicle-mediated transport. NCBI's taxonomy places the organism in Eukaryota, Metazoa, Chordata, Actinopteri, Synbranchiformes, Synbranchidae. The record is from RefSeq and is a predicted model, not a curated record.